AUGGCAAAUUUGCUAAUAGGUUUGACACAAUAACUUAAAGUGUUAGAGAAACAAUACCCCACAGGGUUGCCUGCCUUUUAUUAGUUGAUGUCCAGUUUGACAUUCGCACUCCACACAUUUAGUAUUAAAUUUUUUGAAGGAAUUCCUGCCAGCUAGAUCAUAGUUUGGAGGUCUGUCCUGACCUUGGUUAUACUCUAAAUCCUAAUUUAAAUGUUCCCUUGUUAAUCAUACCCAAAAAGCAAGGGGACUCUGGUAAAGUUGAUUGGAAGAGGAGUUUUCGGAGGCAUUGGGUUUAUCUCAUUCUUUCUUGCUUUAAAAUUGACGACUGUGUCUGAAGCAGUGGUGCUGAUGAAAACCAAUCCUUUGUGGACAACCUUAUUGGUAGUUUACAUUUAUAAAACUGAGAGGAUGACAUGGAGAUCGAUGAUGGAAAUACUCUUCUGUCUUUUUGGCGUGGUUCUGAUUGCAAAACCACCUAUUAUAAUGUCAGUACUAGGUUAUGAAACUCAUGAAUUAGAAUUCACUUACUUGUAUUUCAUAGGACUGUGUCUCUCGUUAUUGACGGCAUUGACUACUUCGAUUACAUAAGUGCUGAUCAGUUCACUUUCGAAAGAGGCUCAUCAAUUAGUCAUAUUACAGUAUUUUUCAUUAUUCGGAAUAACGAUGGCUUCAAUCUAUCAGCUCUAUUCCCCAUUUGAACAAUUUCAUUAUUUAAGUUUAUCAGAAAUGGGUUUAAUGAUAAUCAGUGGGUUCUUGGGUUGUUUAGCUUAGUUGUUUAUGAAUAGAUCAAUGAUGAUAGGAGAUGUAACACAGAUGUCAUUAGUUGGACAAUCUCAAAUCGUAUUCAACAUUUUGUUGGAUGUCCUCAUCAUGAAGCAAAACAUAGGAAUAUUGAGUUCUUUAGGUAUAUUUCUGAUAGCAGCCAGUCUAGUUUCCAAUAUCUAUAAGAAAAAGAAAAAGUGA
Molecule: messenger RNA, 963 nt
Organism: Paramecium tetraurelia
Lineage: Eukaryota; Ciliophora; Oligohymenophorea; Peniculida; Parameciidae
Exons: 1
Cellular component (GO): membrane
Source: RefSeq, a predicted model, not a curated record